This is a messenger RNA of Sphaerodactylus townsendi, 655 nucleotides long. RefSeq names its product translocase of inner mitochondrial membrane 10 (gene TIMM10). NCBI's taxonomy places the organism in Eukaryota, Metazoa, Chordata, Lepidosauria, Squamata, Sphaerodactylidae. The record is from RefSeq and is a predicted model, not a curated record. Gene Ontology annotation, cellular component: mitochondrial inner membrane. The transcript has 4 exons. The coding region runs from base 268 to 540 and encodes 90 amino acids. Gene Ontology annotation, biological process: protein insertion into mitochondrial inner membrane.
AAGAAGUGCUGCCUGCAUGGGGAGAGACUGUGUGCGGCAUGGCUCAUCCUGGCCUUGCAUGGGGUUGUAAUUGCGCAGAGGAGGGCAGGUUGGGAGGCAGCGGCUGCGAGUGACUGACGUGGAACUUUAUUCCGUCUCUUAGAAAUAAGAGUUUCCAUCUUCCCUAGAUGGUCUACUCUGGACUGGAUUGCAUAUUAAUGCAAUGUUCAGCCUGCUGCUUCAUGUACUGAAGCUCCUGAGCAUCAAGGAUAAAUCCCUGGAAGUGUGAUGGAUCCUCUGAGGGCGCAGCAGCUGGCAGCUGAGCUGGAAGUAGAGAUGAUGGCUGAUAUGUACAACAGAAUGACCAGUGCCUGCCAUCGCAAAUGUGUGCCUCCACACUACAAGGAGGCUGAGCUGUCAAAGGGGGAGUCGGUGUGUUUGGAUCGUUGUGUCGCUAAGUAUUUGGAUAUCCAUGAACGCAUGGGCAAGAAAUUGACAGAGCUCUCAAUGCAGGAUGAAGAACUGAUGAAGAGGAUGCAGCAAGGGGCUGGGACAGCAUAACACCCUUCCACUUGUUAAAGGGCAGCAUGUUGACUGCCACCUCCUCUCCCAACUUAGUGCCUGAUCGCCAUGCUGAUUUUUUCCUUUGCCAAUAAAAUGUUAAGGUUGUAUCUCC